Halteromyces radiatus is the source of this 611-nucleotide messenger RNA. Its product is annotated as PDCD5-related protein. NCBI's taxonomy places the organism in Eukaryota, Fungi, Mucoromycota, Mucoromycetes, Mucorales, Cunninghamellaceae. The coding region runs from base 71 to 511 and encodes 146 amino acids. Gene Ontology annotation, molecular function: DNA binding. The record is from RefSeq and is a predicted model, not a curated record. The transcript is spliced from 6 exons. Gene Ontology annotation, cellular component: nucleus; cytosol.
CAAAAAAUUACCAAAACACUAAUAUAUUUUUUUUUUCUUGUUCCUUCUCUCUCUACAUACAUCAAACAACAUGGCUGACGACGAACUUCAAGCCAUUAGAGCAAGACGUCUUGCAGAACUUCAACAACAAGGUUCUGGUAACUAUGGUGGUUCCCCAUCAUCAGGUUUACCUUCUCCAGGUGCAGCAGGAUCAACUUCAAAGGAAGACGAAGAAAAGCAAGGACAAAUAGAAGAAAUGCGACGAACUAUGUUAUUCCAAAUUUUGGAUAAUAAUGCUCGGGAAAGACUUGCUCGAAUUCAAAUGGUGAAAGCUGAAAAAGCAAGAGCUGUCGAAGACUUAUUGAUCAGAAUGGCUCAAUCGAAUCAAUUACGAAAUAAGGUGACCGAAUCUCAAUUGAUUGAUUUGCUUGGUCAAAUCAAUCAACAAGAAUCAGGCUCAAAUCAAUCUCGUGUUGUGUUUGAAAGAAGACGAUUCGGCGAUGACUCUGAUGACGAAGAAUAUGAUUUGUAGACCACUUCUUCGGUAUUGCGUUGGUUUAAUUUUGGACUAGUUUUGCUUAAGUUUAUUAUUGUAUAUCCCUCUAUCCGAAUAAAAACAUGGUUGAAAACGA